AGAUAUACAUGAUACUAAUUCAUCCUGAUUAGCAAAGAUAAUUGCUGACACUUCUUUUGACAUUUUAUUCCUUUAAACAUAUUAUCCAUCACGAGAAAAAUGAACCUACUCCUUUUUAGCUAAUUUUUGUUUGCUUUUUAUGAUUUUAAUGUUGAAACAGGUUGGUCGAAUGACAUUGGGUGGGCUGUUGGCUCUUGGGUAUACUGUUGUGGUUAGUUAUAAGCGUGCAUCGGCAAUUGUCAAUAAUGGCAAGGUUAACAUCUCUUUUGAGACCAUUGAUGUUCUUGGUGAGACGUUUAUGGUGAUGAGAGGAACUAAUAGAAAGACUGUCGGAACAGAAGCAUCAAGGAUGGGUAUUGAUGGACCUUGGAUUACCAAAUCAUAUCUGGAAAUGAUUCUGGAGAGAAAAGGUGUACCUCGUCUUAGUACUCCACCACUUGUGUCUAAUACUACUGUGGCUGCUAGUCAAGAAACAGCAAUCAUUGCCCCAAAGCCAAUCCGUGUUACUCCUAGUGUUGUUACUGGGUUUGAGGAUUUACCCCAGCCAUGGACUCGAUCGCCAACAAAAUCUAAAAUGGAACCUGUUGUGGCUGCAUGGCAUUUCAUAUCUUCAGAUUCCUCCCAGCCUGACAAUUCAGUUCUAGAUCCUUCAUCUUUCAGGGAUAGUAUUAGGCUUGCUCCAAUGCCUGAUUCAUUUGACUUGGACAGGGGAUUGCUUUUGGCUGUUCAAGCAAUACAAGCAUUGUUGGAGAAUAAAGGUGUACCGGUCAUAGUUGGAAUUGGUAAUAUGGACAUUUCUUGAUACAGCGUCCUCCUUCCUUUGUCUGUAGUUUUUGCCUAUCCCCAUUAGCGCACAAAUAUUUAAGAGGAAUAAGACUUCACCCUGAUAUAAUUUAUAUAAAGAGGCAUUUAAAGAUAAAUGACACUCACUUUGGCUAUUAUCGUUUUUGAAAUACCAGGUUGGUUCUUCACAUGCUUGCUGAUAAAGCUGGAAACUAAUUGAGCUGAAUCAAAAUAUUGCUAUCUCAAACUUUCUUAAAAGGAAAUGGAGUCCAUUAACUUGACUCAAGUGCAGAUCACCUCAAGCCCAUUACCCACCCCAUUUUCAUUAGCCAAAAUUGAUCCUUUUCUUAAUUAAAUAUUUUAGUCCAAUGAUUUCAGCUUGAAUGUGCAUGUAAAAAUCAUAUCGAGAUUUUUCUUUUGGUUACUGCUGUACUGAAUAAUUCUGAAUCAAUUUUGCUUCAUCUCAGUCUCAGCAUGCAUUUUUAACAACGGUAGUUCUAAUAGAAUCACUUA
Molecule: messenger RNA, 1296 nt
Organism: Vigna umbellata (rice bean)
Lineage: Eukaryota; Viridiplantae; Streptophyta; Magnoliopsida; Fabales; Fabaceae
Source: RefSeq, a predicted model, not a curated record